This is a messenger RNA of Salvelinus sp. IW2-2015, 743 nucleotides long. RefSeq names its product B-type lectin plumieribetin-like. The record is from RefSeq and is a predicted model, not a curated record. Lineage: Eukaryota; Metazoa; Chordata; Actinopteri; Salmoniformes; Salmonidae.
CAACUCCCGUACGGACUCGGGAGAGGAGAAGGUCGAGAGCCGAGACGCACUGAUCUACCGGUUGAAUAUGUGGGUAUAAAAGAGGACGUUUAUUUACCAACUUCACUUCAUCUGGAACCUCCAGCCUCAUCAAUCUGAUCCACUGAACUACUGAACCACACGGACUAAUCAUGAGCAAGAACUACAUGUCCAAGUAUGAUGAGAUGCGUAAGGGAGACUACAUGUGGUCCAAUAACAAGGAAUACAAGGCAGUUUUCCAGGAGGACGGUAACUUUGUCAUCUAUGGCUGGAGGCAGAUGUGGUCCUCUGACACCGCCGGACAGCGCGACGCCUACCGCCUGUGCAUGCAAGACGACAGCAACUUUGUCAUGUACAAGAGGGAUAACAAGAUGAUGUGGCAAACCAAGAGCCAGGCUCAAGGGUUCAAGAUGUGCCGCAUGUACCUGCGUAACGACGGCAACCUGGUCGUCGAGAAGGACGGAGAAGAAAUGUGGAACUCUUCUUCCUCCAAGGGUCACAAGCAGUGAACGUCCUGACUCGGUCCGAACGGGCAUCAAAGAAGAUGACCUCUGUACAUCUGUACCAUCAGUCAAAUGCCUUGUGUUCAAAUAUCCCACUUAGAAAUUGAGCAAUGUGCUUUGCAUGCUUUGUGUAAGUGUUAUGCUAGUGUGGUUAUUGGAACAUAGCCUUAAUGUAUCGGAUUCACAGUGAAAUGAUUAUCCAAUAAACCUUUUAAAAAUGCC